AUGUCUUCUUCUUCUCUUCCCUUUCAAUUGUUGCAAACAAAUCAUCAAAACCCUCCAAUUAAGGCAUGGAAAUCUCUUCUCUUCCCCACCAACAAACCCAUUGAUCUCCUCUUACUCUUCCUCAAAGCUGGCCUCAUCCUCUCUACCUUCUUCCUUGUCUCCCUCCUUUUCUUCCUCUCCCACUCUUAUCAUCACACACUAUUCCAACAUUCCCUUCAACUCUCAGUCCCACACGGCUCAUAUGCAUUUAAUAAACAAAAAUCAACCAAUAUCUCCCAUAUUGUGUUUGGUAUCGGUAGUUCCGUCGAGACUUGGCAGAACCGCUACCAUUACAAUGAACUCUGGUGGCAACCUAAUGUUACCAGAGGCUUUGUAUGGCUGGAACAGGAGAUUCCAACUAAUCAGUCAUGGCCGGAGACCUCAAUACCAUAUAAGGUUUCCGGCAACACAUCAUCAUUCAAAUACACAUGCCCAUUUGGUUCGCGGUCCGUGAUUCGAAUAACGCGCAUUGUGAAGGAGAUCUUCGAGAUAGGGUUACCAAACGUCAGGUGGUUUGUCAUGGGAGAUGAUGACACAAUGUUCUUCACGGAGAACUUGGUUAAUGUGCUAGCAAAAUAUGAUCACAAUGAGAUGUACUAUAUUGGUGGCAAUUCAGAGAGUGUGGAACAGAACUUGAUACACUCCUUUGCCAUGGCUUAUGGUGGCGGCGGAUUCGCCGUCAGCUAUCCUUUGGCGGCAGAGCUGGUGAAGAUUUUAGACAGAUGCAUUGACCGUUACGCUAUAUUCUAUGGCUCUGAUCAAAAGAUUCAAGCAUGCAUAAGUGAGAUUGGUGUUCAAGUUACAAAGGAACUUGGUUUUCAUCAGGUUGAUAUACGUGGAAACUUGUAUGGGUUACUGGCGGCGCACCCGGUUGCGCCACUAGUGUCACUGCACCACCUUGACUACGUGGAGUCAAUGUUUCCAAACACGACCCGGGUCGACUCCGUAAAAAAAUUGGUAUCAGCUUAUAAAACGGAUCCGGGUCGGACCCUCCAGCAGAGCAUAUGCUAUGACCUGCGGCGGAAUUGGUCAGUCUCAGUGUCAUGGGGUUACAGUGUGGAGCUGUAUUCUACUUUGGUGAUGGCGAAUGAGCUUGAGACACCGUUUAGGACUUUCAAAACGUGGCGGAGCUGGAGCAACGACCCGUUCACGUUCAACACCCGACCCAUGAGUCCCGACCCGUGUGUGAGGCCUCUUGUUUUUUUCCUGGAUCGGGUUGAGAAUGUGGGUGAGAGGGGACACACCCGAUCCGCGUAUAAAAGAUACGACGACGAUUCAAGGGAGAACGUUGAGUGCGUUUUGCCGGCCUUAGAUGUUCAAUUUGUCAACGUCUCUGCCCCACACUUUAAGCCAGAAUUGUGGAAAAAGGCGCCACGUAGACAAUGCUGCAACGUAAUCGAAGGAGGAGAUGAAGCGAGCAAUGUGGUCCAAAUCGAAAUCAGAAGUUGUCAUCGUUUUGAGAGUGCGACUCCUCCGUAG
This is a messenger RNA of Gastrolobium bilobum, 1518 nucleotides long. RefSeq lists its product as uncharacterized. The coding region runs from base 1 to 1518 and encodes 505 amino acids. Lineage: Eukaryota; Viridiplantae; Streptophyta; Magnoliopsida; Fabales; Fabaceae. The record is from RefSeq and is a predicted model, not a curated record. The transcript has 3 exons. Gene Ontology annotation, molecular function: acetylglucosaminyltransferase activity.